Dentiscutata erythropus is the source of this 147-nucleotide messenger RNA. The record is from the annotation of a GenBank genome assembly. Lineage: Eukaryota; Fungi; Glomeromycota; Glomeromycetes; Diversisporales; Gigasporaceae.
AACUAAAUGAAGAACAGAUUGAGAUUAGAGAUGCUUUUUCAAAAGCGGAUAAAAAUCUGGAAGAACUAAAUAAAGAUCUAUUUGAGACUAAAAUUGAUAAAAUUACUUUCGCAUUAUCAAAUUCACAACAAAGGUCGCAACUUACAG